ACGGGUACAACAGGUCGAGUCUUCCGACCGAACCGGCGUCGGGUCGCUCGUGCAAACACGUGGAUGCAGACGCGGAGGCGCGAUACCUAGCAUAAUUACAGGAUGUUGCACUCUCUGAUUUGCCUCACCACCUCCCCACCGCCUCCUCAAUAUAGGGCUAGAUGCUGAGCGGUCUGCUGAAUUAUGUCAAGGAGCGCAAGGCUGGUCUGCAGAGAUCCGUAGGCUAUGUAGGCGGGGCGUACUUGCUCGGGCAAUAUGUCCUAGGACGACUGGAGGAUGUCCGUACGACAGUCAUGCAGGACAGGUUCGCGCGAGACAAUCUGCGCCGGAGGUUUGAGCAGAACCAACAGGACAUUUCUUUCACCGUCAUGGCGCUCCUACCAACACUCGGAAGACAUAUCCUGGAGGGAAUGGACGUCGAGGGAGUGACUUGCGAGCUGCAGUCUCACUCCAGACCAAAACCCACAACAGAGCCACAGACCCCUGCGUCGGAGUCCAGUCUAACGAGUAGCAUGGAACUGGUUUCCAGACCACAACAUCCAGACCACUCCGAGAAUAGCUCUUUCUCAAUGCUGCAGUCAGUGCAAGAAAAUGGAGUUGCGACGCCGACGGACCUGUCCGCGUCGUCCGCGAGCUGGGUGGACCAGUUCUCGUCCAUGCAGUCGUCUCAGGUGGCGAAUGGCUCUGCUCAGGCACCCUCUCCGGACACUGCAAGUCUACAGAUGCCUCAGAUGGGUGCAGAUCUGAGCUUGACCGAUUCCGUUGGAUCGACAUCGACGAGCUCUUCGUCGAGCGUGGCGCCGGAACCUUCUCCGCCAGAGAACGGCUCUGCGCAUGUCACCGAUACCCCUGCAAAGAGCAAGGCAGAAUUGUGGAAAGAAGUCAAGAUUCUCACAUUUACACGGACGUUGACUAUCAUCUACUCAAUGACCCUACUGACCCUCUUCACGCACAUACAACUCAGCAUCUUGGGUCGUUCCAAGUACAUCCACUCCGUUAUUCAGGCGGAACAGGAAGAACGUCUGCGCGAGCAGAUGAUGGACGCCUCCAUCUUCUCUCUACUCUGGAACGCCGACGAUUCGGAAGAGGCAGGGACCAGUGGUGCGGAAGUAAUAAGCGAGGAGACGGAGCGGAAGUACCUCACCUUGAGCUGGUGGAUCCUCCACGUGGGAUGGAAGGACGUCGGCGAGAGAGUGCGGCGGGGUGUGGAGGAGGUCUUUGAAGGCGUAUCACUGAAGACCAAAUUCACCGUGAACGAUCUCUUUCGUCUAGUAAGCGACGUGCGCCGCCGAGUCGAGUACGAAGUGACAUUUGAAGGGCAUGAACGACGCAUAAACUUCUUGUCGACGCUCCUCCCUCCCACAUCGGAGACGCUCCACCACGUCCUGACCCAGGGCGGCAUUCCUGCCCACAUCCUCAACGCACUCGACCCGAAGUUUGAUUCCCUGCUCGCUGAGACGCGAACACACGUUGUUUCUGCUUCGUUCGAGCACGUCCUGGAAGCCUGCCUCGACCAAGCGACCGAGACGCUCUUUUCCGGGCUACGGAAAAACAUCUUUGGUGGCGCCUCAGGCCCCAUCAACUUCGAGGAGAAUGACGAGGAGGCGCGCGAGAGGCUGGCGGCGAUGCUGCCAGGCCUCUCGAGGUGGUGUCAUUUGGCGUUGGAGGGCCUACCGAAUGAGCUGGUGGACAAUCUAUCGAGUCUCAGGGAGACCACAGCAUUCUCUGCUAUCAUCUAUUCUAGUUAUGAGGACCGCUUCUCAUAAUGAUCAUAUCUUAUGUGCUAGUCUCGCUUGCAAUGAGUGAUGGGUUUGCAGCAGCCCGAUCCUUAAUCCAGGACGCGGGGUUCCCUCCCCUCGGUGAGCGCCUCAACCUCCUUCAGUGACCCUGAUCUUCGUAGCCAAUAACCUUCAAGAUGAACGUGAGCUUUCAUACACGCUUCCAAAUUGCUAUCGCUGUCUUUCUUUCCUACGCCAGCUUCAUCAGCUUCU
Messenger RNA from Rhodofomes roseus, 1991 nucleotides. RefSeq names its product Peroxin-3. Lineage: Eukaryota; Fungi; Basidiomycota; Agaricomycetes; Polyporales; Fomitopsidaceae. Gene Ontology annotation, molecular function: protein-macromolecule adaptor activity. The transcript has 7 exons. Gene Ontology annotation, biological process: protein import into peroxisome membrane. The record is from RefSeq and is a predicted model, not a curated record. Gene Ontology annotation, cellular component: peroxisomal membrane. Bases 162 to 1766 code for a protein of 534 amino acids.